AAUAAUAAUAAUAGCAAUAAUAAUAAUAAUAGCAAUAAUAAUAAUAAUAGCAAUAAUAAUAAUAAUAGCAAUAAUAAUAAUAAUAGCAAUAAUAAUAAUAAUAGCAAUAAUAAUAAUAAUAGCAAUAAUAAUAAUAAUAGCAAUAAUAAUAAUAAUAGCAAUAAUAAUAAUAAUAGCAAUAAUAAUAAUAAUAGCAAUAAUAAUAAUAAUAGCAAUAAUAAUAAUAAUAGCAAUAAUAAUAAUAAUAGCAAUAAUAAUAAUAAUAGCAAUAAUAAUAAUAAUAGCAAUAAUAAUAAUAAUAGCAAUAAUAAUAAUAAUAGCAAUAAUAAUAAUAAUAGCAAUAAUAAUAAUAAUAGCAAUAAUAAUAAUAAUAGCAAUAAUAAUAAUAAUAGCAAUAAUAAUAAUAAUAGCAAUAAUAAUAAUAAUAGCAAUAAUAAUAAUAAUAGCAAUAAUAAUAAUAAUAGCAAUAAUAAUAAUAAUAGCAAUAAUAAUAAUAAUAGCAAUGAUAAUAAUAAUAGCAAUAAUAAUAAUAAUAGCAAUAAUAAUAAUAAUAGCAAUAAUAAUAAUAAUAGCAAUAAUAAUAAUAAUAGCAAUAAUAAUAAUAAUAGCAAUAAUAAUAAUAAUAGCAAUAAUAAUAAUAAUAGCAAUAAUAAUAAUAAUAGCAAUAAUAAUAAUAAUAGCAAUAAUAAUAAUAAUAGCAAUAAUAAUAAUAAUAGCAAUAAUAAUAAUAAUAGCAAUAAUAAUAAUAAUAGCAAUAAUAAUAAUAAUAGCAAUAAUAAUAAUAAUAGCAAUAAUAAUAAUAAUAGCAAUAAUAAUAAUAAUAGCAAUAAUAAUAAUAAUAGCAAUAAUAAUAAUAAUAGUAUUACUCAGUUCCUCCCUGGAUCUGAAGACACAGUAAUGGCCAUUGUUCACCUGUCGUUCUGUGUUCCUCGCUGA
Penaeus indicus is the source of this 936-nucleotide messenger RNA. RefSeq lists its product as uncharacterized. The transcript is spliced from 2 exons. The record is from RefSeq and is a predicted model, not a curated record. The annotation marks the transcript as partial. NCBI's taxonomy places the organism in Eukaryota, Metazoa, Arthropoda, Malacostraca, Decapoda, Penaeidae.